AUGACCUCAAGAGAUGAAGCUGGUAUUAAGGAAAAGUUGGAAGGCUUAUCAAAUGAGGUAGAAAAAAUUGAAAAAGGGCUGACUGGCUUCAAAAGUAUUUAUGAAUUCAAAGCCGAGAAAUACUCAGACUCUUUGUCGAAUCUCAUUAUUGAAAUCCAAAGCGGAAAUUCUGGUUCGUUCACCAAAGACUUGUUCAAUUAUUCUUCUUGGUUGUUCGAUUACUGUCAAUAUUUUGGAUGUUUGAGUUUUUGUCGUUAUUAUAAGUAUCUUAUUGCUCCGCUUCUAGGUGCAAACCUUUCACCAGAGACGAAGGUCAAAAUAUGUUCUCUGUUAUCAAAUAUCAAGUCAAACUUCUCAGAUGCCCUCAAAAAGCACCGAGACAUCCAUGCUUCUAUUUCAAAGUUCAAAAAAUCGGUUGAUAAGACAUUCGUCGACGAUAUUUCUAAUGUAGCAUCGUAUUUCGCUACUGACACCUCCAAAGCUCCGGCAAACCAUACCACCUUUGAUCCUGCUCCUGCAUCCAACCUUUAUAAGACCGCAGACAACAUGACCGAAGACGAACUAUUUGCUGCUAUCAUAAUUGAGGAGCUUAUUCGCAGCGGCUAUGGUUCUGUUGCUAUUAAGCUUGCGAAGGAAGUUGGUUUUUCGGAGGAUGACAUUGGCCUUAAACAAUUCCGCGACGUUGGUACCAUGGUUGCUGCCUUAAAAAACGGAGAGUUGGGUCCUGCUAAGGAAUGGCUGGCAGCUAAUGCGGAGUCAUUGGGACCGAAAACUAAGCAAUUAGAAUAUGUUUUAGCCAAGUUGGAGUUCCUAAUUGAUGUCCAGAGGUGUGCAGAUGAUCCUGCUGGAGUAAUCGCUUGUCUGCGUAAAAUUGUGCCAUACGCACCGGAGUUUCCCGCAGACUUCGAACACAUAAUGGGUAGCCUCGUCUUUCUGGGCCAGGAUCUCAGCGGGACACCUUACUCAGAUCUCUCAUUGAGAGACUCUAAUCCUGCAUCUGCUGUUGACGAUGUUAUCAUUAGGAAUCAAUACGCCAGCACUAGUGGUAUCUGCCUGCCCAUUCUGCCGUUAGUGAGUCUCUGCGCUAAUGAGGAGAAAGUGGAGGCGGAGGCGUCUCUGGGUCGGACUGUGGCGGGAGACGGAACGGCUAAUGAUGUAGUGGCGACCCCGUUAAAUGCCUUUGUGCGUGCAGCGCACCUCUUCGGCACGGUAGCCUGCGCGCAACUCUCUCUCUCCUCUAUCGAUCCGCUGAGGACUGCCUUUGCCUCGGGUUUGCAAGUACUUCCAAAGCUGCAUAAACUCCAGCGUGCCUUUGCCUGGCUUACAAACUACGCACCCGGCAACUCCGAUGGUACUCACACUCUUCCGAUUUCGGUGGAAUUGGACACUGUAGCUCACAGACAUAAUAUCUUUCACUGUCCAGUCAUCAAAGAGGUCUCAACGCUGGCCAAUCCGGCUGUGCGGCUCAACUGUGGCCAUGCCAUCUCUCGAGACGCCUUCAACUCUCUGGCCAACACGGAGCGACGGUCAGCUUUCCAUUUAUGCCUCUCCCUUCCUUAUUUCUCCUUCCUAAGCUUCGUUUUGGUUAUCUUUUCUAUUUCUUUUUCUUCUCAGGAGCAGCAUGAUGCUAACCGCAUUGGUGUUGAUCCGGAGGCAGGGGGAAUAGUUUACGCCAAAAUAGAAGGGAUACCGUGGUUUUUUAGGAAAAUCAAGUGUCCCUACUGUCCAAAAGACACGAGUCGGGAUCAGGUGAUGACUCUCUACUUUUGA
This is a messenger RNA of Hydatigera taeniaeformis, 1770 nucleotides long. NCBI's taxonomy places the organism in Eukaryota, Metazoa, Platyhelminthes, Cestoda, Cyclophyllidea, Taeniidae. The record is from the annotation of a GenBank genome assembly.